AUGGUCGAUUCCGAUGAAGACUAUGUUGGCGCAGUUUCUGAAGGAGAAGAAGAGGGCGAGGCUCAUGUAGUCUCAGCAGGCGCUGGGACGCGAGCGCGGCGGAGGAAGCAGCAUGGCGGUGCCGAGUGGGAAGUGUCACGCACCUGGGAGUCGGUCGUGGAAGGCGCGGACGGUACCAUCAGCUCGACCGUCGAGGGCCUUUUGGAGGCGGGCAAGAGAAAGAGGCGAGUCUAUCACGCUAACAUGCGUUGCAACAGGCUGCUCCGAGACACCACGCCGCUGCAGCGAGGCAUCAUCCGCCACCUGAUGCUCGUGCUCGAUCUCUCUCAGUCCAUGGCAGAAAAGGACCUCCGCCCGACGCGCUACCUGCUGGCUCUGCGCUUUGCCCAGGAGUUUGUCGUCGAGUUCUUCGAGCAAAACCCGAUAUCGCAACUGGGGAUUCUCGGCAUGAAAGACGGGCUGGCCGUCCGCAUCAGUGAUAUGAGCGGAAACCCAACCGACCAUAUUGUUGCCCUUCAGGAUCUGAGGGCGUCCGAUCCAAAGGGCCUUCCUAGUCUCCAAAAUGCGCUGGAGAUGGCCCGAGGGGCCCUCUUCCACACGCCCAGCCAUGGCACUCGAGAAGUCCUGAUUAUCUUUGGAUCACUGCUCUCAUCCGACCCCGGCGACAUACACCAGACUUUGAAAUCGCUCGUCACAGACCAGAUCCGAGUCGGCGUCGUUGGCCUGGCUGCACAAGUUGCCAUUUGCCGUGAGCUCUGUGCCAAGACAAACGGAGGCGAUGAUACAGUAUACGGCGUUGCUCUGAAUGAGCAGCACUUUAAAGAACUAAUGAUGGAAGUUACCAUUCCCCCGGCAACGCAUACAUACAGACAGGCUAGUAAUGCGCUUUUGAUGAUGGGGUUUCCGUCCCGUACAGUAGAGGCGUUCCCGUCUCUUUGCGCGUGUCACUCUAAACCAUCUUGCGGAGGAUAUUUGUGCUCACGAUGCGGGAGCAAAGUCUGCGGCCUUCCAGCCGAAUGCCCUGCAUGCGGUCUUACCUUGAUCCUCUCGACACAUUUGGCACGCUCAUACCAUCACUUGUUCCCCCUCAUAAACUGGGUUGAGGUUCCCUGGAAACGAGCUCUGCAAAGCUCCCAUUGCUUCGCCUGCGGCACUCAAUUUCCAUCAGCUCCGCCCCAGGAUCAAUGGGAGGUUUCGGAGAGCAACACAAAAGGAAUGAGUGUUAGCAGCCGGUAUGAAUGCUCAACGUGCAAAAAUCAUUUUUGCAUCGACUGCGAUCUUUUUGCUCAUGAAAUUGUCCACAACUGUCCUGGCUGCCAGAGCAACAACCUGUCGGUGUCUCACAGGUGA
This is a messenger RNA of Talaromyces rugulosus, 1350 nucleotides long. RefSeq lists its product as uncharacterized. The record is from RefSeq and is a predicted model, not a curated record. Bases 1 to 1350 code for a protein of 449 amino acids. NCBI's taxonomy places the organism in Eukaryota, Fungi, Ascomycota, Eurotiomycetes, Eurotiales, Trichocomaceae. Gene Ontology annotation, molecular function: zinc ion binding. Gene Ontology annotation, biological process: nucleotide-excision repair; regulation of transcription by RNA polymerase II; DNA-templated transcription. The transcript is spliced from 3 exons. Gene Ontology annotation, cellular component: transcription factor TFIIH holo complex; transcription factor TFIIH core complex.